Molecule: messenger RNA, 2377 nt
Organism: Glycine soja
Lineage: Eukaryota; Viridiplantae; Streptophyta; Magnoliopsida; Fabales; Fabaceae
Product: LRR receptor-like serine/threonine-protein kinase FEI 2
Exons: 13
Coding region: 255-2063 (602 amino acids)
Biological process (GO): protein phosphorylation
Molecular function (GO): ATP binding; protein kinase activity; protein binding
Source: RefSeq, a predicted model, not a curated record
AGUAAGAUGAAAGCACUCUUUUUUAUCCUCUUGCUUGAAAUUCAUGAUUACUGUUAUUUUGAGUUCAAACUUGAAAGUUAAAACUUAAAAUCAUGGUAACACACUAACACCUGGGUCUACGUCGUCAUCACACUCCCAACCCUACCCACACUUUUCCUAAUGAAUCAUCACUUUAAAGUGACACACUCUCAGUGACUAGUUUCAUUUCCACCCAUUGAACUUCAAAGUUCAAAUCUGUUUGGGGAGUUUUGAAAAUGGAAAUGGGGACUGUAGCAUGGAUUUUCUUGGUGAUUAUGGUCACAUUUUUCUGCCCUUCCUCUCUUGCUCUCACUCAGGAUGGUAUGGCGUUGUUGGAAAUCAAAAGCACUUUGAAUGAUACUAAGAAUGUUCUGAGCAACUGGCAAGAGUUUGAUGAAUCUCCUUGUGCAUGGACUGGUAUCUCUUGUCACCCUGGUGAUGAACAAAGAGUUCGCUCAAUAAAUCUGCCAUACAUGCAACUUGGAGGGAUUAUAUCUCCCAGCAUUGGUAAACUCAGUAGACUACAGAGAUUGGCACUUCAUCAGAACAGCUUGCAUGGAACCAUUCCUAAUGAACUUACCAAUUGUACUGAGCUAAGAGCACUGUACUUGAGGGGUAAUUAUUUCCAAGGAGGCAUACCAUCAAAUAUUGGAAAUCUUUCAUAUUUAAAUAUACUGGAUUUAUCAAGCAACUCAUUAAAAGGUGCUAUACCUUCCUCUAUUGGCCGUCUCUCACAUUUGCAAAUUAUGAACUUGUCUACCAAUUUCUUUUCUGGUGAAAUUCCCGACAUUGGAGUAUUAAGCACCUUUGACAAGAGCUCGUUCAUUGGCAAUGUAGAUCUUUGUGGGCGACAAGUCCAAAAGCCAUGUCGGACAUCAUUUGGUUUCCCUGUGGUGCUACCACAUGCUGAAAGUGAUGAAGCUGCAGGCCCUACCAAAAGACCUUCACAUUACAUGAAGGGGGUGCUUAUUGGUGCAAUGGCAAUUUUGGGUCUCGUACUUGUCAUAAUCCUUUCAUUCCUUUGGACUCGUUUGUUAUCAAAGAAGGAACGAGCAGCAAAGAGAUACACAGAAGUCAAGAAACAAGUUGAUCCAAAAGCAAGCACAAAACUUAUUACCUUCCAUGGUGAUCUACCAUACACAUCAUCUGAGAUCAUAGAGAAGCUGGAGUCUCUUGAUGAAGAGAAUCUAGUAGGAUCAGGAGGAUUUGGUACUGUUUACCGAAUGGUGAUGAAUGACUGUGGUACAUUUGCUGUUAAGCAGAUUGAUCGAAGUUGUGAAGGGUCUGAUCAAGUGUUCGAAAGGGAACUAGAGAUCCUCGGGAGCAUCAAGCACAUAAAUUUAGUAAAUCUGCGUGGUUACUGCAGGCUCCCUUCUUCAAGGCUCCUUAUCUAUGACUAUGUAGCCCUUGGCAGCUUAGAUGAUCUCUUGCAUGAAAAUACUCAACAAAGACAACUAUUGAAUUGGAAUGAUCGCCUAAAGAUAGCUCUUGGUUCUGCCCAGGGUUUGGCAUACCUGCACCAUGAAUGCAGCCCAAAAGUUGUUCAUUGUAACAUAAAAUCCAGCAACAUACUGCUUGAUGAAAACAUGGAGCCUCAUAUAUCUGAUUUUGGUCUUGCAAAGCUUUUGGUUGAUGAAAAUGCCCAUGUUACCACAGUGGUUGCAGGCACAUUUGGUUAUUUGGCACCUGAGUAUCUACAAAGUGGGAGAGCAACUGAGAAGUCAGAUGUAUAUAGCUUUGGAGUUCUAUUGCUGGAACUUGUAACAGGAAAGAGGCCUACAGAUCCUUCCUUUGUAAAAAGAGGUUUAAAUGUUGUUGGUUGGAUGAACACGUUACUGAGAGAAAACAGAAUGGAGGAUGUGGUUGACAAAAGAUGCACUGAUGCAGAUGCAGGAACUCUUGAAGUAAUUCUUGAGCUGGCUGCAAGAUGCACCGAUGGAAAUGCAGACGAUCGUCCUUCAAUGAACCAGGUGUUGCAGUUGCUGGAACAAGAGGUCAUGUCUCCUUGCCCAAGCGAGUAUUACGAGUCUCAUUCAGAUCAUUAAUGACAAAAAUGAUCCUAUUCUGGAUGUCAUUGCUAGUUCCACUGCACCAAGGGAUAUAUGAUGCGUCUCUUGUUUUGUUUAACUGAUUUGUUGGUAUUUCUUACCCUUUCUGUGUGGCUUUGUGGAUUAUUUUGUAGCAAAUGUGCGACAGAAUAUUUGUCAAUUGUGAAUAGAUUAGUCAAUUGUCUGAACCACUUGUCCCCUUCAAGAAGUCACGGGACAACUUGGACAUUGCAGUGGGUUUUGGUUAUUGGAAUGACCUCCUUUCUUGCUAUGAAAUCUCAUCACUUUCUUAUCCAACUAUUUGUUGAUUU